AUGGCACCCAACCACUUUUCUUUCUCUAGUGUCCUGAAGGCGUGUGCUGGCCUCAAGACACUUGAUGCGAGUAAGCAAAUUCAUUGCCUUUCAAUAAAAACAGGGUUUUGUUUAGAUUUAGUUGUGGGUAAUGCCCUGGUUGAUGCUUACUCCAAAUGCGAAUACAUGGAUGAGGCUUGGAGGGUCUUCGAUGAGAUGCCAAAUAAAGAUGAGAUUUCUUGGACUACAUUAAUUGUUGGCUACUCUCAAAAUUGUAUGGGAAAUGAAGCUCUUUCAGCCUUUAAGCUCUUGAGGAAUAGAGGAGUGGAUCCUGACCAGUAUAUGUUGGCAAGUGUUAUCAGCGGUUGUGGUGCCAUUACAUCUGAGAUUCACGGUAGGCAGCUCCACUCUUACUCUAUCAAAGUUGGUUUUGGCUCUAGCCUCUUCGUGCAAAAUGCACUGGUGGAUAUGUACUCCAAGAAUGGGAGCAUCAAAAGUGCACACAAGGUCUUCGGUUUCAUGGAGAAUCGAGAUGUAGUAUCUUGGACAUCGCUUAUAGUAGGCUUAGCACAGCAUGGCAUGGGGGAGAAGGCCCUCUUUCUCUUCGACCAGAUGAGGAUGGCCCAUGUGAAACCUAAUCAUGUCACCUUUGUCGGUGUGCUCUCUGCUUGCAGCCAUGUGGGUCUGGUCGAUAAAGGUCUAUUUUACUUUGAAUUGAUGUCCAAAGACUAUGGAAUCGAGCCUGGGUAUGACCACUUCGUUUGCAUGGUGGACCUUUUGGGUCGAGUCGGUAACUUGGAGGAGGCUAAGAAGUUCAUCGAUGAGUUGCCAAUUCCCCCUGGCCCUCUUGUUUGGCAAACUUUUCUUGGUGCUUGCAAGCUCCAUGGAAAUGUAAAGUUGGGGAAGCUUGCAGCUACUCAUGUUCUCGAACUGAGCCCACAUGACUCCUCAGUCUAUGUUUUGCUUUCUAACAUGCAUGCAGAAGCAGGUUUGUGGGAGGAGGCUGCUCGGGUCCGAAACAUGAUGAGAGAGAGAGGCGCUAGGAAAGAGGUCGCCUAUAGUUGGAUAGAAGUUAGGCGUAAGGUGCACAAAUUUGUAGUGAGGGAAAGCAUGCACCCUGAGGUGGAGGAGAUAAAUGAACUAUUGAAAGUUUUGCUUAGGCAUAUGGAAGUUGAUGGGUAUGCUCAUAAUGGACAGUCUGCAUUGAGGGGAGAUGCAGAAUAG
This is a messenger RNA of Amborella trichopoda, 1203 nucleotides long. The record is from RefSeq and is a predicted model, not a curated record. NCBI's taxonomy places the organism in Eukaryota, Viridiplantae, Streptophyta, Magnoliopsida, Amborellales, Amborellaceae.